UUCUUUUCGACUGAUCCGCUCGGAGUCGAGCAAGAUGUUCUUUACGCCACAGCCAAAUACCAAGUUGGAGCAGAAAAUCGAGACAUAUUUUUUUUCCGUGAAGGAUCAGUAGUUCUGUGGAACUUUAACGAAAUUGAAACAAACAAUAUUUUGUCCUUCUUGCGGCAAUAUGAAAAGGAUGCAUAUUUACGUCCUUUGGUUCGUGGCGAAGCUGAAGUUAUGCCCUAUACAUAUGUUCCUACCCCUUCAUCAAACGAAAAGCGUGAACUAGCAAAUAAAGAAGAACUUGGAAAUGCAAUUUUUCAAGACGGAAAAUUUUUCUUAACUGGCACAAAAGAUAACUUUUUGCAAAAAUACACAUUUUCUAAUGCAAUGGCUACCUCCACUAAAUUAGGCAUGUGGGAAACAAAACUUGGUCGUAUAAUUGAUUCAAUGGAGUUCUUAACAGAAGAUUUAAAAAAAGGUAGACGUAUAAGAAUUUCAAGAGAUGCUGUGUUGCGAAAAACUGGAGAACUGUUUGCUUUAAGACAUUUUAUAAAUUUAUCAUCUGAUUUACUUGAUACACCAGACUUCUACUGGGAUCGAGAAGAGCUAGAAAACUUAUACCUCCAAGUUUGCUCGUACUUUAGUAUAUCCCGUAGAACUAAAGUAAUGAACGAGAAAUUGAACCACUGUGUAGAACUGGCUGAAUUGAUUUCACACAAUCUGAACGACGCACAUCAUAUACGUUUGGAAUGGAUGAUAAUAAUUUUAAUUAUGGUGGAAGUAGGAUUUGAAAUUGUACAUUACAUGGAUCGUAUUUAUAGUAAAGAAGCUCUAAGUAUUGAACCAACAAAUACCUCUCCAGCGUACUUAGUUUCUUAAAGUAAUAUAUUAGAAGUAUAUUUGUUACAUUUUGAUUGUCCAAAACAUUUUUUAAUCAAGUGGGUUUCUGUAA
Messenger RNA from Teleopsis dalmanni, 937 nucleotides. Its product is annotated as required for meiotic nuclear division protein 1 homolog. Lineage: Eukaryota; Metazoa; Arthropoda; Insecta; Diptera; Diopsidae. Gene Ontology annotation, biological process: positive regulation of mitochondrial translation. The record is from RefSeq and is a predicted model, not a curated record. The transcript has a single exon. The annotation marks the transcript as partial.